Molecule: messenger RNA, 3162 nt
Organism: Peromyscus leucopus (white-footed mouse)
Lineage: Eukaryota; Metazoa; Chordata; Mammalia; Rodentia; Cricetidae
Gene: Fam228a
Product: family with sequence similarity 228 member A
Exons: 7
Coding region: 414-1313 (299 amino acids)
Source: RefSeq, a predicted model, not a curated record
UCGAGACACCACCCGCUGGACCUGACUCAGGCUGCAAAGCUGCCCACCCCUGGGGCAGCCUGGGCGGCCUGCGGGCCUGAGGGGACCAGCGACCAGCACAGGAACUUCGGUCUGAGGCCUCUCUUCUCCACUCAAGGUGCCCUCAGCCCAGGAGCACUGGUCCAAGAGGAAGGCUGCAGCCUGAGGCGGCCGCCCUCCCCGCCGAGGACCAUCACCCUCAGCCUGGGCUAUGCAGCCAGUGCUGACGCCUGUUUCUAGGUCCCCAGGACAGCGCGGGGAGGGGCAUGGUUCUCUAGGACACAAGAAAGAGCCCUGGCAUCUAAACCGAGUUCCAGGUCCCCAGGGCCCUGCUUUUUCCACAUCGAUACACUAAGUAGGAACUCAGUUUUCCUUGCUAGGGGAUUCUGUGAUUUAUGGCGGCUGUAAAAACUUCCAACUCUGAUGGACAUUUCAGUGUGGAGAGACUCAAGGAAUGGCCAGAGCCGGAGUCUGUGUCUUUAAUGGAGAUGUUAGCUAGAGAAGACAUCGAUGAGGCUGUGUAUGCAAUAUUAUUCAGAGAAAACUACAUUGUGAAGAGACUGGAUACUUAUUUCCAGCAUGAGGCUGAUUUCAAGGAAAGAAGAAGAGAGAUGUUACAUAAACGAUGGGUUGAAAAUGUAGCAAAGCCUCUUCAACAGCGAGUUAUAGAGAAAGUCAUUUCAUAUAGAAGACCUGGAAAAAGUGAAGUGAAAUUUGAAUACUGUGCAAAGCACACAGAUAAACCGACCAAAGCCUCUCCACCGUGUGAGUGUCUGUUUCGAAAACAGCAAGAGCUCCGAGAAAUAAAGGGAACCCGCUACCAACAGAGCACAGGGAAACAGAAUGACAUACAGACAGAACACACUAAAGAAACCAGGAAGGCGCCCCACUUUGGCAGAUCACCCCAGUUCAUGCAUGCUUCCCAUGGCAUCGUUCCCAAAGAGAAGCCGAGAGCCCCUCCCCGGUCUGCUUGGAACAAGCCCAGCACAUACAGUUUUGAAAAGCCUGUCUGUAAAUCAAAGUCAUAUCUGCCUCAGGAAGAGACCCCCGACCUAAGCCAGCUUGCCUUUGAAAGGCAGUUCCGUUCCUCUAAGCUCAGGCCGGAGAACAAAGAGAUUGAGAAGUGUCUGGUUUCAGGGACCCAACCCCCGAGACCCCGCUCCUGGGCGGCCGCAGACAGCCGCCACCGGCAGGUGCCCCCGGCCAUGGGAAGAAGAGUGAUGACCGCGGAGCUCCUGGGCAAGCAUCUGGCCUCCCUGCAGGGGGCAGCCAGGUCAGGCCUGCAGUGGUCCUAGAGCUGCCGGCCCUCCCACUGCACACACACACACACACACACACUGCACCCAGAACGCAGCUUUUCUCUAGGAAGGAAGCGGGUGCACGAACUAUCUGAGUAACAGCAGUCAGUGUUUCAAGCUCCGGCUGUGAACUAGGAAGUGUGUGUGUGUGUGUGUGUGUGUGUGUGUGUGUGUGUGUGUGUGUGUGUGUGCUGUUUCCGUUGUUUCCCUGAGAUACUAGCCGCCGCAAGACAGCUUUGUCAUCUCCGAGUACUUGGUGCUCCCUGGGCUCUGAGCCCAGCCCAGGGCUUCAUUCAAGUUCGGUCCUGCUCACACGCCAGGGUGCUCCUUCCUCACACAUACUCAGGCAGGGCAGUAGCGGGGUCCAGUGAGGAUCCAGGAUCCGGGAUAUGCCCUGCCACUGCAUGCCACCUCCAGGGGGCGCUGGAGGGGGCUUGAUGGGGCCUCCUCACCAAGGGGAGAUGUCUAGCUGUUUGAGGGCUACCGGCAUCCUGGUGGAUGGGGGGGCGUCUCCUCUCACCCUCCAGAAACUUGGGCUCACAUUUCAGUGGGGGGAGACAACUUCACUUCCUCGGGGGCAGUUCUGGGUCACUAGGUAGAAAAGACAACUGGAGUUACUGCUGGCUGUACCCUCUCUAGUCACCGAAGUCACACGCCUCAGAUCCCGAGGGCUCCUGUGUCCCAGAUCUGACCACGGCGUCCCGACUGGAGAGAGACAGGGACAUGAUGGUGGCCACGCUUCAGUGAGCAUUGAGGUCCCCACCGCCCCCGGUAAAGAGUAUGGUUGUUGUGCAGCUUUAAUCUUGCUGGAUUGCCACGGAGUGUCACGCUCCACACACGGGCUGUUACUGGCAACUCUCCCCGACUUCACCGCCACCUUGCUUCAGCACCAGCGAGACAUGCUCCCCAAGCCCAGGGGAGCUGGCAGCCGGCUUGCUCAGCAGGCUGGGCCUGGUCCUUCAAGGCUUCCCGUAGAUAGGCAGGAUGCUGGUCGCUUCAGAUUUAUGUACCAAGUGACAGUACUUCUCUGUUUUAACCAGGGGGGGUGUGGGGGCAGUAUCUGGAGGUAGUAAGGGGCAAUAAGGGGCAAGUCUUUAAAAUUUCACUACACCGUGUUUUCCAAGUGAUUCUUUGUCAACAAAAAUGGGGAGAAGGGAAAGAGCCCUGAGCCCCUCCUGGUUACUCCAGCUGCUUGGAAGAAGAUCUGUCACCUUAGCUGUUCAAGCGAAUCUUUCAAAGGGUGAGCCUCCACUCCGUUAUCUUCACUGGAGGAUUUUGUGUUCAAAAUCAUAGUUAACUAUUUGAAAAUUUUCAUAUUUCAGUGUUCCAAAGCCAAAUAAGCAGUGUGGCUAUGGCUGUGACAGGACAGGGGACAGGAAGUGUCGGGGCUCCUGGAGCUGCAGGGCAGCAGAUCUGCAGAUAGUCCUGACCUCUGCCCUUCACCCUUCCUUGUAGGUCCCCCCCUUCCCCCCAUCGGUUCAAGCAUAGUUCCCACGCAGUUCACCCACCCACAGUAGUCACCAGUGAAGUCAAGCCCCAGAACCCUGACAGACGCUCACAAGGCCCCAGGCAAGCUGGCAGCAGAGUUGAGCAGGUCUCUGGGCCCUGCCCCAUCCCAUCCUUCAGGCAUCAUCAUAAGCAGCUUCUGAAGGAAACCGUUAAAAGCCUUUCACACAGACUCAAGCUUUGAGAGGAGUUACAUUCAUAAACUUAUACUUUUAUUCUCUUUCUGUACAUGUUGGCAAUGAUAAAGCUUAAAGAUGCAUGUUCUAUGAAAUAUGCAAAACAAGGAAUUUACAUAAAUAAUUUAUACUUCAGAAAAUUAAAGUUGAAAAAUAUUCCCACA